AUGUAAUAAUUAAUAAUCUUUAAUCACAUCAGAUUUAUAGUUUUAAAUUAACCGUUGUUUAAUUAAUAGGAUGAUAUUGUAUUACACUUACUUUCUUAUAGACAGACAGACAUAUAUAUAUUCAUUCAUUAAUUACCUCAAUAAAAUAGCUAUGAGUAAAAUUUUUGA
Molecule: messenger RNA, 168 nt
Organism: Tetrahymena thermophila SB210
Lineage: Eukaryota; Ciliophora; Oligohymenophorea; Hymenostomatida; Tetrahymenidae
Exons: 3
Source: RefSeq, a predicted model, not a curated record